AUGCGCUUCUCAACCAUCUUGACGACAGCCGUAGCUUUGCUACUGGCCCCGACCGCCCUGGCCGACCCUCCAUCAGGGGCAUCUUGGGGCAGCGAAACCACUAUCACCAUUACAUCUUCAUAUGAAACCACUUUGACCGUCACAAAGACUUUGACUUGGGCAAACGUCACACUGACCAGCACGAUCUCAAGUCCGCACAAUGCGACCACAAUCGCCGUCUCAACGACUGGUCCCGCCAAGACGACUGGAUCAUCAGUCCCAACUACGACGACCCCAUUAAUUGCUGCAGCUACCGGAGCCGCAAACAACAAUCAAGUGAACCUCGCCAUGGCCGGUAUUGCCGGAGCCGCUGUCAUGGUCUUGGGGUCAUUAUAA
Exophiala mesophila is the source of this 375-nucleotide messenger RNA. RefSeq lists its product as uncharacterized. The record is from RefSeq and is a predicted model, not a curated record. The transcript has a single exon. NCBI's taxonomy places the organism in Eukaryota, Fungi, Ascomycota, Eurotiomycetes, Chaetothyriales, Herpotrichiellaceae. The coding region runs from base 1 to 375 and encodes 124 amino acids.